Rhodotorula graminis WP1 is the source of this 657-nucleotide messenger RNA. RefSeq lists its product as uncharacterized. The annotation marks the transcript as partial. The transcript has 4 exons. Gene Ontology annotation, cellular component: nucleus. NCBI's taxonomy places the organism in Eukaryota, Fungi, Basidiomycota, Microbotryomycetes, Sporidiobolales, Sporidiobolaceae. Gene Ontology annotation, molecular function: deSUMOylase activity. The record is from RefSeq and is a predicted model, not a curated record. Gene Ontology annotation, biological process: protein desumoylation.
CGCCCGCAGUUCCCCAAGGAGCUCUCUCCCGGGGACGCCGCUCGCGUCAAGGCCAUCUUCAGCACUGCGCGCUACGAGUCGAGCACGCCCGGCGCGGCCGCGUCGCUCAAGGACCUCAAGCGGCUCCAGGGCCUCUCGUGGCUCAACGACGAGCUCGUCAACUUUGUCGGGGUCCUCAUCAACCAGCGCAGCGACGCGGCCGACAAGGUCGAGGCGGCGGGCGGCUCGAGGGGCGAGGGCCCGACGAGGUUGAGGAAGGCGUUCGUGUUUAACACCAACUUUUUCACGUGGUACGGCGACUCGGGCUUUGCCAAGGUCAAGCGGUGGACGCGCAGGUUCGACACGUUCGAGAAGGACAUCAUCAUCGUCCCGAUCAACCACAACAACUCGCACUGGUGCUGCGCCGCCGUCAACCUCAAGCUCAAGCGCUUCGAGUACUACGACUCGUUCGGCAAGCCCGCCGCGUUCGUCUACGAGCGCCUGCGCAACUGGCUCGUCGAGGAGCACCGCAACCGCAAGAAGAGCGAGAUUGACCUGAGCGACUGGACCGACUACUGGUACGAGGACGUCCCGCAGCAGCAGAACGUGAGCGACUGCGGCGUCUUCACCGUGCGUCCCCCCUCUUUCUCUCCCUCCCUUUCACCUGACACUCACUGA